Cygnus atratus (black swan) is the source of this 1695-nucleotide messenger RNA. RefSeq names its product glycerophosphodiester phosphodiesterase domain containing 2 (gene GDPD2). Gene Ontology annotation, biological process: lipid metabolic process. The record is from RefSeq and is a predicted model, not a curated record. Gene Ontology annotation, molecular function: glycerophosphodiester phosphodiesterase activity. Gene Ontology annotation, cellular component: membrane. NCBI's taxonomy places the organism in Eukaryota, Metazoa, Chordata, Aves, Anseriformes, Anatidae.
AUGCUCCCUGGGGUCUCAGCACUAGCCGUGCGCUGGGUGCCCUGCAGAUGAGUGCAUGGUUGUCCUCUCUCUGGCUUUCAGUGUGACUGCAGCUGGUUCCUCUUCCUCUUCUGCGUCUUUCUCUUCACGCUGGUGUGGCUCUACUUUGCCAUCAUCAUCCUCAAUGAUUUCCACAACUUCAAUGAGUUCAUCUUCAAGCAGCAGAAGCUGUGGCUGGACUGGUCCCUGGUCCUGCUGAUAGCAACGGCAGUGCUCAUCACCUACUCAACUGUGCUGCUGGUCCUUGCUUUGUGCUUGCAGCUCUGCGGCCAGCCCUUGAAGCUGCACUGGCUGCACAAGACCCUGCUGAUCAUAACUGCCCUCGUGGUGGCCGCGGCCUUCACAGGGCUGGGAAUAAAGUGGGCGGAGGAGUGGAAAAGCGCACGCAUCUCCCUGCAGGAGACAGGUCCCUUCCUGCAUAUUGGAAUCGUGGGGGGAAUGACGCUCCUUGCCUGGCCACUGGCCAGCGUCAUCUACCGCACCCACAACACAGGUCUCAAGGUGUUUCUGCUGCUUGCGUACUGUGCAGUGAUGAUCGCGCUGUACCUGGCUCCCCUGGGAAUCACCUCCCCUUGCAUCAUGGAGGAGAACCAGCUGCCCCCCAAGCCAGCCCUGGUUGGCCACCGAGGAGCCCCCAUGCUGGCCCCCGAAAACACCCUCAUGUCACUGCAGAAGGCGGUGGACUGCAAUGUGCAAGUCUUUGAGACGGACGUCAUGGUGAGUGCUGAUGGGGUCCCAUUCCUCAUGCACGAUGAGAAGCUCACCAGGACCACUGAUGUGCAGAAAGUGUUCCCUGAGAGAGCUGACAUGAACAGCACUGCCUUCAACUGGACAGACCUGCAGCAGCUCAAUGCUGGCAGAUGGUUCCUGGAGCGGAAACCAUUUCCCACUGUGCAAAGCCUUUCGGGUGGCGAUCGUGCCUUGGUGGAUGAGCAGAGGAUCCCGUCCCUGGAACAGGCACUAGAGGCAGCUAAGGAGAGCAAUAUCUCUAUCAUGUUUGACCUUCGGCCAGAGAACCACAGCGAUUACUGGAGCUUUGUCAAUGCCACCCUGGAUGUCAUCUUAAAGUCAGGCAUCCCGCUGCAGCAGGUCCUGUGGCUGCCGGAUGGGUUCAGGGAGCAGGUCAAAGAGAGAGCUCCAGGCAUCCAGCAAAUUUAUGGCCGGAAGAGGCUCCAGGAUGAGAAGGAGCCACUGUGGCGUGUCAACCUGCCCUACCAAGACAUGAGCUUUGAGGAAAUCAGGCAGUACCGCCGGGACAAUAUCUCGGUCAACUUGUAUGUGGUGAACCAGCCCUGGCUCUUCUCCGUCCUGUGGUGCUCAGGGGUGAGCUCUGUCACUACCAAUGCCUGCCAGGUGCUGAAGGAGAUGGAACGCCCCAUCUGGCUGCUGCCCAGCAGCACAUACCUCAUGAUUUGGAUUGUCGUGGACUGUGUUUCCUUCCUGAUGAUUCUCUGGGCCUUCCUCUUGCUGAAGAAAUGCUCCCAGAGAAGGCAGCCAGUGGGUAAGUGCAUGGAUACCAGCUCCCCUCUUCCUGGGGGCCUCCCCCCGCCGGCUGGCAGCCCGCUCCAGCGGGGCGUGAUGGAGCUGAACGGGUUGGCGGAGGAGUCUGAGACGGACGUGCUGCUCACGAAGAUCAACAGCCUGAUGCAAGAUUGA